This is a messenger RNA of Entamoeba histolytica HM-1:IMSS, 627 nucleotides long. RefSeq names its product rRNA processing protein, putative. Gene Ontology annotation, cellular component: nuclear periphery; preribosome, large subunit precursor; nucleolus. Lineage: Eukaryota; Evosea; Mastigamoebida; Endamoebidae. Gene Ontology annotation, biological process: ribosomal large subunit biogenesis; rRNA processing. The transcript has a single exon. The record is from RefSeq and is a predicted model, not a curated record. The coding region runs from base 1 to 627 and encodes 208 amino acids.
AUGACCGAAGUUGAAGUUGUCAAAUUGGAAAAUACUCCAGAAAUGGUCCAAGCGUUAAAUCAAAUGUGUAAAGAAAUAGUUACUGAAGAUGGUAAAACUCCUGAAGAAUUUGAAAAAAAUUUACGAUUAACAAAUGAAGAUGUUACUGAAGUACAAAAUAUCGAUAAUGACUAUGAACGUGAGUUAGUUUUUUAUCAACAAGCAAUUAAAUCAGUUAUACAAGCAAGAAAGUAUUUCAAUGCUAACAAAUAUCCACAUAAACGACCAGUUGAUUAUUAUGCAGAAAUGCUUAAAUCAGAUGAACAUAUGGAACGAAUAAGACCUGAAUUGAUGAAGAUUCAAAAGAAAAUUGAAGCAGUUGAACAACGAAAGAAGAACCUUGAAAUGCAAAAAGAAGAAAAUAAAAUGAAAAAACAAAAAAGAAGAGAAGAUGCUAUUCAACGACUUAAAGCUAAAAAAGAAAAGAAGAAAGCACGUUUCAGAGAUAAAGCACUUGCCAAACAAGGAAGAUUUAAUAAAUUAGAUGAUAAGAAAAUUACUAAUGGUAAAGUUAUGUUUGGAAAGAAGAAAACAGAAAUGAGAAAACAAAAAAAUGGUGGUAAUCAUAAGAAAGGAGGUAAGAGAUAA